This is a messenger RNA of Sungouiella intermedia, 2685 nucleotides long. The record is from the annotation of a GenBank genome assembly. NCBI's taxonomy places the organism in Eukaryota, Fungi, Ascomycota, Pichiomycetes, Serinales, Metschnikowiaceae.
AUGACUCUGCUUUUACAACAAGGAAGACAUGCGGAGCAUUAUCACAUAUUUCGCGACCAGUUAGAUCAAAUCAAAAUCAAAAGAACUGCUGUCAUCAGACUUGCUAACUUUCCGUCUGAAAUCAGUUUAGGGACAAUUUGUGAAGUUCUUUCAGAUAUUUUGUCUCUGUUCAGUCCUCCGGUUCAUCUAGAGCGAUUGAUAUUAUCUGAUAAUGCCUUGAAAACGCUUCCGAAUGAAUUUGAGUUACUCUGUGGUAUUUAUAUGAGAUACCUUGAUCUCCAUAAUAACAACUUCACUGCCGUGCCUGCAAUAAUAGGUACGUGCUGUCCGCAUCUAGAGGGCCUUGAUCUUUCUCUGAAUCACUUGAGCUCGCUUCCAUGGUCCGUGUUCUGCAACUUGCUGGAUCUAAAGGUAUUACUGAUUAAGAACAAUGAAUUCAACUACUUACCACCUCUACUUGGUGAAAUGAUUAACCUCGACGCCAUAGGGGUGGCAGAUAACCCGCUAUUGAUGCCAACACUUGAGAUGGUGAAGGCUAUGCAGGGUGGCACGAAUGACUUGAAGGCGUACUUGCUUUCAAAUAGUGCUACCUUGGAGCAGCAUAUACAGCUUCAAACACAUAACCAAAAGGCACCAACAACUCCAAGUGUUGCUCGAACCCGCUCGUUCUCAGAAUCAGGGAGCAAGUCACUGAAGGCUAGUAGGAGAAUGGGCCUUAUUAUCAACAGCAAUAAAACUACCCCUGAAGAUGCCACAAGGUCUCAGUCCAUCCAUGGUAAUGCACAAGAUAUGAUAACUCCAAGCAAACCUGAGCGAAAGCUGCUGCUUCCAAAUGGUGAGAAGGGUGAGAUUUCGAUAUUAUUGGAAAGGAAGGACUCCACGUUCAAUCUUGAUAUCAGUUCUGCUCCUUCCACUUAUACUACUUCUACAGCAAGUAUAUCUCGUUCCACUUCUCCAUCUGGAAUGAAUUCUGCAGCUUCUUUAAGCCGCCCAACGAGCCGGAACCGAAGUCGCUCAAAUACAUUGAAGGACAUAAAUGCUAUGUUGGAGAGCAGUGAGUUAACAGACUCGGAACAUAAGUCAGGGGCUUACUUUCGGCGCUUAUCUACGCUUCAAGAACGACCUGCUGACGAAGCUUACCGAAAUUCGCAAGAGGAGCUCGCAAUCUUGUCACAGAGUGAACAACCACUGAGGCGUUCACAGCCUGUUUCAUCCACACUGGAGAUUUCUCCAAUAAAGAGUGCUUCAAGGAAACCGUCGCUAAAUAUUCAAAACCCAAAUGAUUCAAGUUUCACACAAUCGCAUCAACUUGAAGUUAACAGUGGCCCGGAUUUGGCAAUGGCUUUGAAGGUAGCAAGGAAGUUGUUAUUCUCAUUCAGUGAGGUACAUUCUUCCUUCAAACGAUUUACUGGCUUUUGCUCAGAUAGAAAAGUUGUAUUGAAGGUCGUUCCUGUUUUACACACAACGAAAGGCAACAUUGAUUUGCUCGUGGAAAGCAUUGAAGCUGCUGAAGAUAGUGGUGAUAACUAUGAACCCCUCAUGAAUGCUUUGCAUAGUUGUAUCAAAUCUUUCAAGCAAAUCUUUGAGGUCAUAACGGAUAACCUAGCGUCAUUUGUUGCCAGGAUUGACAUUUGUUUCGUAAGAAUGGUAUAUUUGACAUUAUAUGGAUCAUUCAAUGAAAUGCAGAAUGCCUAUAGGCUUCUUAACCCAUUUGGAUUCCCCAUGAAAGUUCCAUCCGCAAUUGUGAGGAAUCAAUCAGGUUUGACUUUGACAUCUAUGGACCCAAAAUUCAAGCAGGUCCAAUCUGCUGUCACGUCUGAAGAAUUUCUGGCAGCAGCUAUUGAUUCGAACAAUAUCAUGGUUGAAACAGAUCACAUUUCAAUGGAAGAAAUAGAUGAAAAAUUGUACCAAUGCAUUGACCUGGCGACCACAAACGCCCAAAUUGUGUUCAGUGAAUUGACAAAGGCAAUUGGAAAGAGUGCUAUUGCUUCUGCAAAUACGAAUGGGUCUCAAUCGAUAAAUCUGACGGUUUCUACAAAAUUUAAGGAAUUGACUAACGUUUGCAUGACGUCGAUGGAUAUUACAAAGAGGUUAAAAAUAAAGCUUUCAAGUAUUCGCUCAAAUCAAACCCCCUUGGUGAGAAGACUGUUUUGGGAUGAUAUCAAUCUUUUUUUGAAAGCGAUCCUUCAGACAUUUUCUUCAGUGAAGGGAAUAAUGAGAGAUGCGCCUAUCCUUAAUGAAGUGAGACAGUCUAUGGCAUUGUUGACUAAAACGACGAAGGACUUGACAAUCUUGUUAGAGGCUUCAUCCUAUAAGUCAAUGUCUGAGAAUGCGGUCUCUGCAACACAUCUGCAAGCGUCAUUAGUAUCUGCAAUUCUGCCCCCUUCUGCACCUCCAUCUUUGAACUCUGUCCAUUCGACAUCUACUGUUAACUUAUCUCAAUUACCAGGAGCAGCGCUGGUAAGGACGCCACUUGUUGCAACUGUGGGAGCUGCAGCUGCUCAAGCUAUUCUUCCACCAGCUGAUAAUGCGCAUUUCAAUUCUUCUACCAACAAUGCACCAGUCUCGUUCAGCAUCCCCCCUCUGGUGUCUUCUGACGUGCUGAAUACAGGCUUGCAUACCGCACCUGUUCAGUCGAUGGAGCAAUACUAUGCGAAGAAUGUCAAUCCCUUUGAUAGGAUUUAA